This is a messenger RNA of Phascolarctos cinereus (koala), 4058 nucleotides long. RefSeq names its product negative elongation factor complex member B (gene NELFB). Gene Ontology annotation, biological process: negative regulation of transcription elongation by RNA polymerase II. Gene Ontology annotation, cellular component: nucleus; NELF complex. The record is from RefSeq and is a predicted model, not a curated record. NCBI's taxonomy places the organism in Eukaryota, Metazoa, Chordata, Mammalia, Diprotodontia, Phascolarctidae.
ACCGGAAACUCCGGGAGGCGGGACGGAAGGGUCGGGCUUUCUUCGAGCGGGUACUGGUCGAACUGGAGGGAGCCGGGGAAAAACCUGGGCCCGGGCCCGGGGCCGGGGCCGGAUCUGCAGGUCCCCGAGGGCCGGGAGAGCGGGGCUCUGGGGUAACGGCGGCGGCAGCCGGAGGCGAGCGAGCAGAUGGGACGCAGGAGGCCAAGGCCCGCUCGGGGCCAGGCUCGGGGGUUGCGGGGGGAGCUGGAGCCGGGGCCACCGCAGCCUCAGGGGCUGGGGCCGGGGCUUCCUCCAUGUUCGCGGGGUUGCAGGACCUGGGGGUGGCCAACGGCGAGGACCUGAAGGAGACACUGACCAACUGCACCGAGCCCCUCAAAGCCAUCGAGCAGUUCCAGACAGAGAAUGGUGUCCUACUGCCAUCAUUACAGUCUGCUCUGCCUUUCUUGGACCUGCAUGGGACACCUCGGCUAGAAUUCCACCAGUCAGUUUUUGAUGAGCUGAGAGACAAGUUAUUGGAGAGAGUGUCUGCCAUUGCUGCUGAAGGAAAGGUUGAAGAAAGGUACAAGAAGCUAGAAGAUCUCUUGGAGAAAAGUUUUUCCCUGGUUAAAAUGCCUUCCCUCCAGCCAGUGGUGAUGUGUGUAAUGAAACACUUGCCAAAGGUUCCUGAAAAAAAAUUGAAACUGGUGAUGGCUGACAAGGAGCUAUAUCGGGCAUGUGCUGUGGAGGUAAAGCGACAGAUUUGGCAGGAUAACCAAGCUCUGUUUGGUGAUGAAGUUUCUCCACUGCUCAAACAGUACAUCUUGGAGAAGGAGAACAUCCUCUUCAGCAAUGAAGUGUCUGUCUUGCAUAAUUUCUUCAGUCCGUCUCCUAAAACAAGACGUCAGGGGGAGGUAGUACAGAAACUGACACAAAUGAUUGGGAAGAAUGUGAAACUCUACGACAUGGUGUUGCAGUUCCUUCGAACCUUAUUCCUGCGGACAAGGAAUGUCCAUUACUGUACCUUGAGGGCUGAGCUGCUAAUGUCAUUACAUGACCUGGACAUCAGUGAUAUUUGCAUGGUGGAUCCGUGCCAUAAGUUCACCUGGUGUCUUGAUGCUUGCAUCCGAGAAAAGUUUGUUGAUAAUAAGAGAGCUCGGGAGCUGCAGGGAUUCCUGGAUGGAGUGAAGAAAGGUCAAGAGCAAGUGUUGGGUGAUUUGUCUAUGAUUCUAUGUGAUCCCUUUGCGAUUAAUACGCUGUCCUUGAGCACCAUAAGACAUCUGCAAGAACUGGUGGGUCAGGAAACCUUACCCAGGGAAAGUCCUGAUCUGCUUUUACUGCUAAGAAUGCUCUCCCUGGGACAGGGGGCUUGGGACAUGAUUGACAGUCAGGUCUUCAAGGAGCCAAAGAUGGAAGUGGAGCUGAUCACUAGGUUUUUGCCAAUGCUUAUGUCUUUUGUGGUGGAUGACUAUACUUUCAAUGUAGAUCAGAAACUACCAACAGAAGAGAAGGCAUCAGUCACAUACCCUAACACCCUUCCUGAAAGCUUUACCAAGUUCUUGCAGGAGCAUAGGAUGGCCUGUGAAAUGGGGCUUUAUUAUGUCCUUCACAUAACAAAGCAAAGGAAUAAAAAUGCUUUUCUCCGACUUUUGCCUGGAUUAGUGGAGACAUUCGGAGACCUGGCCUUCAGUGAUAUAUUCCUUCACCUGCUCACUGGGAACCUUACUCUGCUGGCAGAUGAAUUUGCUGUGGAAGAAUUCUGUACCAGUUUAUUUGAUGGAUUUUUCCUCACCUGCCUCUCAAGAAAGGAGAAUGUACACCGCCAUGUUCUCAGGCUCCUGAUUCACCUGCAUCACAAAGUGGCCCCUACUAAAUUGGAAUCCCUCCAAAAGACUUUGGAACCUACCAGUCAGAGUGGGGAGGCUGUGAAGGAUCUUUACAACCAGCUUGGAGAGAAACUGGAACACCUGGAACAUUGCAAACCCAGUCCAGCCCAGGCGGUGGAAGCUCCUGCUUUAGAGCUACCUCUUCCUGCUGUCCCAACUCCAGCAGCGCUUUGAGGUGCUCUGACCCUGGCCUCGGUCGUGGUUAUGGUACCUGAGGACAUGUAGUUUUCCAUAGCCCUUGAAGGUUGGGGAAUUGUUUGUCAUCACUACACUGUGAAGAAUUUCCUGAGGACUUUAUAUUGAAUGCUGAAGUUUUGUUAGUGUUACAAAGUCUGUGCAGUUAGCAGAUCCUAGCUUCGUCAAGGCCAGUGGGAAGGGUCUGAAGAUAGUGUGUAUGUGUCUACACAGAAAUCCAAGAGGUUUCUUCCUUAUUAGGGAACGAAUUGGUGGAAGAUAAGAAUCGUUCACCUCUCUUAACCUGAGUUAUUCAAAGUGGUCAUGGUGGUUUCAGUGCAGUGUUGGGUGAAUGUGCGUGAUAAAAAGCAAAAUGUCAUAGAGUCUUCAUGAGCCUCUUUGAUAGAUAAGUACAGAAUUGAAUAAUUCUAUAAUCUAGGCUUCCAGUUAGAUUGGAAUUAUUUGUUUAGAAUUUUAUUCAUUGUUCCAUUUCUGGCCUACUAUGUAACCUUUAUAUAGGCAACCUCUGUGCCUUAGUUUCUUUGUCUGUGAGAUGAAGAUGAUAAUAUGUGCCCCUUUAGAACUAGAUCAUUCUUUAGUGGCUGAUGGAUUUAGAGAGUUUUUAAAAAAAACCUUUUUUUUUUUUUAAACUCUGGGAUGGCCUCUCAGGUCAGGAGGAAAAGUAUUUUAGGAGUUCUUUCCCCCUCCUCCCCCUACUGUUGCUGCUGGAUUCCUGGAAUUGGGUCAUAGGACCAAAAGAUACUUGCGUUUUUUACUCUCUGGCAGACCUCUUUAGACCUCAGCCUUGAUGUUGUGUUUUAUACUUGCAGCCUUAGAAGGCUGUGUGGAUUUUUUUUUUUAAGACUUGGUCUCUCUGUCUCACCCAAGCUGUAAGAAUAGCAGCCACUCACAGACCUCACCUUGCUGCUGAUGAGAAUGGAAGUUUUGACCUGCUCUGUUUCCAGCCUGGGCUGGUUCGCCACUUCUUAGGCAGCCUUGUGGCUCUCUGCUUCCAGGGACUCACCAUAUCGGUGCCAGACUUAGUGCAGACACCCGUCAGCUUUAGCCCUUCCUACGGCAGCUCAGAACUCUGGAACCCAAGUGACCCACCAGACUUAGCCUCCAGCAGCAGGGACUACGGGGGUUUGCCAUGGCGCUCAGCCUCUCAGAAGUCUUAUGUGUUUUCUUACGUUUUUAAAUGCCUUGGAGAACUUCUUGGCUCUUAUUUUGUUUUGUUGGUUUUUAAUUACUAUAAUAAAGGUGGAAGGACAGUAGUUACAUAGGUUAAAAAGGCAGCUUCUGUUUUAUGCAAGAAUAGAACCAACCAUGUGUUCACAUAGUCAUCUCCAUCUUGGAGGUGUCAGAGCUGAACCUUGGACACUUCCUUUAAUGAAAGAGGAAUUAGAUACUUAGGCCUCACUAGAAGGGCUUCACUUUGAACUGUUAAGCUGCCUCCUAAAACCCCACGUUGGCAGCUGUGAGACCUGAUAAAAGAAAGGGACUAUUUCAGUCUGAUUCCUCAAGUGGACGAUAGGGCUUCUGAAUUCACAGAACAGUCAAACCACAUUAGUUUGGGGGAGUAUGCCUUGAACUGGUGAACAUUCAAAUUAUAUAUACUGUCAAAGAAAUAGUCUAGUACUUUCCAGUAAAUGCUGGAAUCAGUGCUAAAUUUUCAGGCAUUAUUAUGUAGAAUCACUUAGAUGAUCAUUAGGAAAUGAUGUAUAUGAAAACAAGUGCUUCUUUAACAAUUGAAAACAAUUUGUUCUCAGGUUGGUCACCUCUCUAUCCCUACAAAACAAAUCUUUUUUUUGUUUUAACUUCAAGAAUUUGCUUAGCAGGUCCUUGACAGGUUGCACAAAUUUAUGUAAUACAUUACAUACUUACAUAAAUUACAUACUUUAUUUUGGGCCCAGCCAUCCCAAACCGAAAGUGACUAAGGCCUGAGUAAUUGAAAUACUGUACUUGACAGCCUCCGCAGUCACGACGGCAGUUCUGCUGCCAGUUGUAUAGCUACAAACAACA